AGAGAGGGAGAGAGAGAGGGAGAGAGAGGGAGAGAGAGUGGGAGGUGCUGCAUUAGUGCGGUGUAGGCAGGAUGCAGUAACCGCACCAGCAGCAGCCUGAGCUGAGGGACCUAUUGUUUCUCUCACUUUUUCUCUUUUUUCCUCUAUUCACCUACACAAAGCAGGGGAAGAGACUGAAAGAGAAAGAAAGAGAAAGGAACAGGAGGAGCAGAGACAGCCCAGUGGAUUACCCUUUUCCUAGAGGAAUCGCGUUUGUACAAGCAAGAGUGAGGGACAAUAGCAGGCACGCGUUACACCCUCUGCUCAUCUCUAGUGUUUGUAAGUGUGAGCGCGUGUGCAGUGGACUCUGUCUGCCGUGGAUCUAAGUGGCCACACUGAAACCAUGAGGCUGGCACUGCCAGCUGCCUGGUCCCUCAUGGCAGCUCUGCUCUCCUUGGCACUGUUGGAUGUUCAAGCACAGACCAUCGCCAACCACAAACCCACCUACAUCUGGGAAACAGGGCCCUGGGGCAGGUGUAUGGGCAAUGACUGCGGUCCAGGUGGGAGCCAGAGCAGAGCAGUGUGGUGUGCCCACUCUGAGGGCUGGACUACUCUUCAUACCAACUGUCCACAGAGCGAACGGCCUGAUAACCAACAAACCUGUUUCCGUGUCUGUGACUGGCACAAGGAACUGUAUGACUGGCAGCUGGGGGCAUGGAACGAGUGUGUUCCUGUCUCCCUGCGCAACCCUGCAGUAACACGGCCAGCAGUGUGCACACGGGGUGAGGAAGGCAUCCAGACCCGUGAGGUGGCCUGUGUCCAGAAGAGUAACAGUGCACCUGCAGAUGAUACCAUCUGUGAAUACUUUGAGCCCAAGCCGAGGUUGGAGCAGGCCUGUCUCAUUCCAUGCCCACAGGAUUGUGUUGUCUCUGAGUUUUCUCCAUGGAGCUCAUGUUCUAAAACAUGUGGUAUUGGCUUGCAGAACCGAAUAAGGUCUGUCCUAGCUCCACCUCUAUUUGGGGGCUCGGCUUGCCCCAAUCUUACCGAAUUCCAAACCUGUCAAGAAGAAGAAUGUGAGGGUGAGGAGAGUAUGUACAGCCUCAGGGUAGGAUCCUGGGGGUACUGCACUAUGCCCCCAUCACGCCAGGCCAGGCAAGUAGAUGAAGCCCAAUCUGAAGUACCUGACCAACCCAAAAGACCAGAAAGACCUGAUCGAAUCAAACGACCUGACAGACCCAAACGUAAGGAUCGGCCAAAUCGCCUAGAUCGACCCAAACGUAAGGACCAGCCAAAUCGUCAAGACAGACCAAAACGCCCAGAUAGACAAAAACAUCCCGAUAGACCAAAUCGAAAAGACAGACAAAAUCGCCGUGACAGGCCAAAUCAACAAGACAAAAACCAAGCAAGGCAAGAACGACAAGCGAAAAGGCGUAAGAACAAAGAGCUGAAAAGAGCUAAAGGGGAACGAGUGAGGGACAGAGUCCGAGUGAAGGACCCAGAAACUCGAGAGCUCAUUAAGAAGAAGAGGACGAGGAACCGGCAGAAUCGACAGGGUGGAAAGUUCUGGGACCUGCAAGUGGGCUACCAAACCAGGGAUGUGACAUGUGUGCACAAGAAUGGGACCACAGGAGAACUGAGUCUUUGUGAUCAGCAAACCCUUCCAGUUACAUACCAGGCCUGUGUCAUGACCAAGGACUGUGAGGUGACUGAGUGGUCUGAUUGGUCAUCCUGCUCAAAAGAAUGCUACGACCUGAACGGACCUAAUGGUCAGCGUACACGCACUCGCCGCGUUCAGCAGUUCAAUGUGGCCGGAGGAGCCGAGUGUCCCAUUCUGGAAGAAUCUGAGCCAUGUUCUCCUCAGGGCGAUGGAGUUCCACCAUGUGUGGCAUAUACCUGGAAGACGACAGAAUGGAGUGAAUGUAGGGUGGAUGUGCUUCUCAGCCAACAGGACCGCAGAAGGGGAAAUCAGACAGGAUUGUGUGGAGGAGGGAUCCAGAGCAGAGAAGUGUACUGUGUUCAAGUUCCCCCUGACUCCCCAUCCAAUCUCAGCUCGCUUAAGAGCAAAGAAGUAUCCCGGCCCGUAAACAAUGAUCUGUGUUCGGGAAUUACACCCAACACCACUCAUCUGUGUCAUAUCCCAUGUCCAGUGGAGUGUGAGGUUUCUUCAUGGAGUGCUUGGGGACCUUGUACUUUUGAAAACUGUCAGGACCAGAGCUCCAAGAAAGGUUUCAAACUGAGGAAGAGGAAGGUGUUAAAUGAGCCCACAGGUGGGACGGGAAGCUGCCCUCACCUGACAGAGGCCAUACCCUGUGAGGAGCCCAGCUGCUACGACUGGCUGCUGCUGAAGCUGGAGAAAUGUAUUCCUGACAAUGACAAAGAGUGUGGACCUGGAACACAGGAGCCCCAAGUGCAGUGUGUCAACAGCGAGGGUGAUUUUGUAGACAGGCAAAUGUGUCGAGAUGCUAUCCUGCCCAUGCCUGCGCUAUGUGAAGUGCCAUGCUCAAAGGAUUGUGUUCUCAGUCCCUGGACAUCCUGGUCACUCUGCUCACACACCUGCUCUGGAAAAAACACAGAGGGCAAGCAGACAAGAUCACGCUCCAUAUUGGCCUACAACGCAGGAGAUGGUGGGGUUCAAUGCCCUAACAGCAGCGCUCUGCAGGAAGUACGCAGCUGUAACGAGCACCCCUGCACGGUGUACCACUGGCAGACGGGUAUCUGGGGUCAGUGCAUCGAGGAUACAUCUGUUCCUGCUGCCAACGGCUCGCUCACUCGCAGCGGAGCUGGAGCCACUGGCACAGAAGCCUCCUGCUCUGUGGGUAUGCAGACUCGCAAGGUCAUCUGUGUACGCGUCAAUGUGGGCCAAGUACCUCCCAAGAAGUGUCCUGAGAGUCUGCGUCCGGAGACAGUGAGACCAUGUCUACUGCCAUGCAAAAGAGACUGCAUUGUUACUCCAUACAGUGACUGGAGCCCUUGUCCAUCAACCUGUCAUGGAGGUGGCACUACUAAAAGGAAGCAGUUCAGGAAACGGAUAAUCAUUCAGCUGCCAGCAAAUGGGGGCCAAGACUGCCCAGAAGUGCUUUACCAAGAAAAGGAGUGUGAGGCGCCAUCUGCCUGCCCUGGCUUCAGGUGGAAAACGCAUAAAUGGCGGCGAUGUCAGUUGGUGCCAUGGUCUGUUAGACAGGACAGCCCUGGAGCUCAGGAGAUGUGUGGACCAGGACUGCAAGCCAGAGCUGUGUCCUGCAAGAAGCAGGAUGGUGGACAGGUGGACAUUUUGGCCUGUCUGAAACUGGCUGGUCCCAUGCCCUCCCUCACUCAGGCCUGCCAGCUCCCAUGCCAAGAUGACUGCCAGUUGACUGCAUGGUCUAAGUUCUCAUCCUGUGCAGCUGAUUGUGUGGGGGCGAGGACUCGUAGGAGGGCACUUGUAGGGAAAAGUAAGAAGCGAGACCACUGUAAGAACACUCAGGUGUAUCCACUAAGUGAGACCCAGUACUGCCCCUGCAAUAAGUACAAUGCGCAGCCAGUGGGCAACUGGUCCGACUGCAUCUUGCCUGAGGGAGGCAGAGUGGAAGGCAUCCUGGGCAUGAAGGUUCAAGGCGAUAUUAAGGAGUGUGGCCAGGGCUAUCGCUACCAAGCCAUGGUGUGCUAUGACCAGGAUAACCGCCUUGUGGAGACUUCCAGGUGCAACAGUCAUGGAUAUAUUGAAGAAGCAUGUAUUAUUCCAUGUCCAUCUGACUGUAAACUCAGCGAAUGGUCAAACUGGUCACGCUGCAGCAAGUCGUGUGGAAGCGGGGUCAAAGUGCGCUCCAAAUGGCUCAGAGAGAAGCCCUACAAUGGUGGAAGACCAUGCCCCAAACUUGACCAUGUUAAUCAGGCUCAGGUCUAUGAGGUUGUACCAUGUCAUAGUGAUUGCGGUCAGUAUGUUUGGGUAGCUGAACCUUGGAGUGUCUGGAAAGUCAGCAACGUUGACUUGAAGGAGAACUGUGGAGAGGGAGUGCAGACCAGAAAAGUUAGGUGUAUGCAGAAUACAAUUGAUGGGCCUUCAGAUCCAGUGGAGGAUUAUCUUUGUGACCCAGAGGAGAUGCCUCUUGGAGCCAGAGAGAGCAAGCUUCCUUGUCCAGAGGACUGUGUCCUUUCCGAUUGGAGCACCUGGAGUCGCUGCCCACUGCCAUGCAAUGUGAAUAAAACUCGUGAAAGGAGUGCCAGCCCCAUCCGUCAUCCUGGUGAAUCAAACCAAUGUCCUCCUACAACCGAGAAAGAGCCUUGCACACUCAAUACCAACUGCUUCCACUACUCGUACAACAUCACAGACUGGAGUACAUGCCAGCUAAGUGAGCGAGCUGUGUGUGGGAGUGGCAUCAAAACACGUAUGCUGGACUGUGUGCGCAGUGAUGGCAAAUCUGUAGACCUUAAAUUCUGUGAAGAGCUUAAUCUUGAUAAGAAGUGGCAGAUGAAUGCAUCUUGUGUAGUUGAGUGUCCCAUCAAUUGCCAGAUGUCUGAUUGGUCUUCCUGGUCUGAGUGCUCUCAUACAUGUGGCCUUGCAGGAAAGUUAUGGAGGCAGAGGACUGUGAUCCAGGCAUCUCAGGGUGAUGGGCGUCCUUGUCCCUCUCAGAUGGAGCAGUGGAAACCGUGUCCUGUUAAACCUUGCUACAGCUGGAGAUACAGCGCCUGGUCUCCAUGUAAAGUAGAGGGCGCUCGGUGUGGAGAGGGCCUUCGCUUCAGAGACGUGUCGUGCUUCGUGACUGACAAUGCUGGGGGUAAUGGUGGGAGUUUGGUGGAUGAGGAACUAUGUGGAGAUCUGGAGCAAACCGUAGAUGGAGACACACAGAUCAUUUUAGAGGAGGCUUGCACAUUGCCAUGCCCAGGUGAGUGUUAUUUGACAGACUGGACGGUGUGGAGUUCAUGUCAGCAAAGCUGCGUAGGUGGAGACGAUCUCGGCCUCGGCUCGGUACAGGUCCGGUCUCGAGCUGCGCUUGCUGAAGAACCAGAGAACCUGGAACAGUGUCCAGAACAAGAGUGGGAGAGCCAACCAUGCACAGACGGUCGAUGCUUUGAGUAUAAAUGGAUGACUGGUCCAUGGCGAGGAUCUUCUCGCCCAGUGUGGUGUCAACGCUCAGACGGCUUAAAUGUCACAGGUGGAUGCUUGGUAACAAGCGAACCCGUGUCUGACAGGUCAUGUGUCCCAGCCUGCGACAAAUACCGCUCAUUCUGCACUGAGGCUGGAGUGUGUGGGUGCGAGGAGGGCUACACUGAAGUGAUGACAUCGGAUGGAGUGUUGGACCAGUGCACCUUGAUACCUGUGCUGGAAAUUCCCACUGGAGGUGACAGUAAAACUGAUGUGAAGACCAUCAGGGCCAUGAGCCCUACGCAGGGCAGCGCCAACCUGCCUGGCCGUUCUGGACGAACAUGGUACCUGCAGCCAUUCGGACCAGAUGGCACGCUAAAGGUCUGGGUGUACGGCGUAGCCGCUGGAGCUUUCGUACUGCUGGUCUUCAUCAUCUCCAUGUCUUACUUAGCCUGCAAAAAGCCAAAGAAGCCCCAGAGAAGACAGAUGAACAACAGACUGAAGCCCCUGACGCUGGCUUACGACGGCGACGCUGACAUGUAGCCUCCCGCGAACACCCCCCCCUUCCCCUCCAGCUCCACAGCUGCCUACUUACAGACUUUUAUGGAUUACGCAUCUCCUUUUUUCUAUGAUAUUGCAGAACCUCAGACUGAAACCCCUCUUUGAAAUUUAGCCCAGGUUUGUUCCCGGUAUCUGUUUUUUACGUUUCAAAUUUUCACUGGAGCCUUUCACGAACACGCAUCUUCUUAUGGAAGGUCUGCCUUCGCCUUUGUGUCGUCCUGUAACACGGACUCGUCUUGGGGGAAAGGAAAGCUGUUGGAGAGGGCGCUUCUGAACCGAAGGGUUUUUUGUUGAGAAAGCACAAUGAUAAACGUUUCUUCCUCAGGCUGCGUUGUCUGGAUUCCUCAAAUAAUUGAUCUCACAAUAUUCUGUCUUUACACUUUUUCAAUAUCGUGGCAUGGGAUUCUAGGUCUGUACUCUGGUUUUCAGGCCUUCUAGCGCCCCCUACACAAAUCCUGGCCUGUUUUUUCUCCCCCUUCUCCCUAUUCAGGUCCUGUUUUGCACUAUAUUAGUGCAGCAUGAUUACUUAGAACCUUGCCAUAGAAAACUGCCUCUCUCGAUACAAAUACAAUGUACAGUCUUGUGCUAGCCGUGUAAAAAUUAGCCCUUUUUUGCAGAAUGAACUCUGUCUAACUCUUGUUUGUGAUAAGACGGGAUACAAAUGUUAAAAAAAAAGAAAAAAAGAAAUGUGGUUGCCAUUACCCCGUUGUACAGUUGCAGUCUUGUUCUUUUUCCUGACUCUGCAUCAUAUAAUAGGAUUUUUCUUCUUCGUUUAGUUCAGUAAACAGUUUUUGUUGCGACAGGUUUUGCUUGUCUGUUUAAAGGGCUCCGUUAUCACAAUCUGGAGGCUUUCAAAUGUUUUUCAAGAAAGGUCAUGUGAGUUAAAUAUUUUAUGUAAAGUGCUCAUGGGAGUGUUACUUAAUCAAACCUAUUCUUGAGGUAAGGCAACCAAUGAAAUAAGAGAUUAAGUCACUGGAAGUGAGUAGGACAUGAUCUUUUAUAAUAUGUCUUUAACUAAAAACUGAAAACGGCCCGAGCAGGAGUACUCCUACAGGCUAAGCAAUGCAUGAUCUUAUUAUUUAAUGUUUACAUGCUUUAUGAAUGAACAAAGUUAAUGUUAAUUUAUAAACUUACCAUUCUUAGAUUUCAGUAAUUUUGCAUAGAUAUUGCUGUGUUUAUAUUUCACUUAAUUUGAUCAUUAAGUGCUAUCGGCACAUUGCAGACUUUUUUUUUUUUACUUUUUCUAGAAGCAGCUAGCUAAAAUCGAUCAAUGAUCUACUGCCCUAACAUCUGCCCAUAUCUCAAAAAAGCCAGAGCCACAGUACUCAAACCUAAAAGAACUUUUUUCCUCACUGUGUUAAGAUCAUUAAAGAAUUAAAACCCCCCACACAAUCUGUUUGUGACAGAUUCUUAGUCUUGAUUAGCCAUAUCCUUUAAUAAUGUUUUUAUAAGGACAUUUUCUUAUAACUGAGACAUAAUAAACACCACAAGUGGCCACGUGCAACACGCAGGGAUUACAUAUGAAGCGCUUGUCCUACUGAACUUUGUCAGGGACCCUGUGAGAUAGCUAGUAAGAUAAAGUAUUGAGUUACAUAUAAGACUUCUAACAUAAUUUGGAUGUACAGUAGUGAAUCAGAUUCUAUAAAUUUGAAAAGUUUGGGCUGUUUCCAUUUCCAAGCAGUUUGACAUAUUAUUUGUU
Tachysurus fulvidraco (yellow catfish) is the source of this 7301-nucleotide messenger RNA. RefSeq names its product thrombospondin, type I, domain containing 7Aa (gene thsd7aa). Gene Ontology annotation, biological process: actin cytoskeleton organization. Bases 383 to 5584 code for a protein of 1733 amino acids. Gene Ontology annotation, cellular component: plasma membrane. The record is from RefSeq and is a predicted model, not a curated record. The transcript is spliced from 28 exons. Lineage: Eukaryota; Metazoa; Chordata; Actinopteri; Siluriformes; Bagridae.